UUGUAAGCAUUUGGCACCUGCAGGAGCAAGGCCCCUUUGCCGGGUGGAGUUCGCAGGUAAUCCCAGUUCCAAGGAUCGUUGCGAAGGAUAAACAUACAGUACCGCAAGGGUCCUACAGAGAGCGUUUGGAGAGAAACAUUCGAAGUAUUAUCGACAGGCGACGAGAGCAGUGAUGGCGGAGUCCGAGCGAUUGUUCUUCUCUUUCAUGAUGUUUAUGGCUGUUAUUUGCCGUGGAUGUGACUCACAGACGUCCCCGGAGUCGCAGAAUAUUCAAAAUAUCUUGCAGGGCCUUCAGCAAACUCUUGGAGACGUUACAAGACUACAAACAUCGAAUCCAGAUGAGAUCCAGCAAAUCAUGAGUCAGUUACAGGCCUUGCUAACUGCAAUGCGUCAAACACAAGGAACGGAAGAAGAAAUUCGACAAUCGGCUUCUGAAGUUUUGAACCAUCCUGUCAUCCAGCAAAUUCUUGUGUUCACGGGCCUUGUCGAUUUUCAGAACUUCAACGGGACGUCACUACUGGUAUCAAGCGCUGCUGGGGGCGUUGUGUCAUCCGUCCAAAUGAUGCUCAGGGCCGGCGCCUUCGUCAAUCUGCGCGACGAAAACGGAUGGACGCCGCUCAUCUGGGCAGCUCGUAAUAACCACAGCGAUGUUGUCAAGGUCCUACUCGAGGCUGGAGCUGACCCGAACAUCGAGAACUGGAAUUUUGGAGACGACGCCUUAGGAUGGGCUGCCUAUAACGGACACCCAACUAUAGUGCAGGACCUUUUAAAUUCGGGAGCUGAUAUAGGCCAUGUUGAUGCUGAUGGUGACACAGCGCUCCUGCUGGCAGUGAGAGGAAACCGUCUUGAAGUUGCCAGAAUUCUUCUCGACCGUGGGGCAUAUGUGAACACCCAGAAUAAUGAUGGCUGGAAUAUAGUGAUCCAAGCGACCUACAACGACAACCUCGAUAUGUUGCGACUAGCUAUCCAAGCCGGGACGAGUUUGGAUGCAAAAACGGCGAGAUACGGAGACACAGCGUUAAUGUGGGCCACUUCGCUCGGACACCUGGAGAGCAUGAGGGAACUUUUGGCCGCUGGAGCCGAGGUCGACCUUGAGAAUAACAUAGGAUACACAGCUCUGUCCAUGUCCAUCACGCUGAACCAACCGGAAGCAGCCAAGAUCCUCCUGGCCUUUGGUGCAGACAUCAACCAGAGAGCGAGGGAUGGUGACUCUGUGUUGAUGGAAGCCGUGAACUUGGGUCGACAGGCGAUGGUGGAAGUCUUGUUGCAACAUUGCCCGGAUAUGAGUGUUGAGAACAUUAACCGAAAGACUGUCUUCACCAUCGCUCGGCAAAGACUCAAUAUUGAAAUCAGGAAUAUGAUAGAAGCUCACGAGGCCACCACAUGUCUUGCCGAUGGUCGAUCUUACAUUCUGGGGAGUGUGAAAUAUGACAGCUGCCGCCAACAACAAUGCUGUAACAGUGUCUGGAGGAAUACUGGCCUGGCCCUGGAGUCCUGUGGUGCUAGUUGCAGAACCUCGGCCACUUUGUCAGGCACCUGUGUGUUGGUGAACGAGUGCGUGAGGCUGGAACAGGUGUUUCGCGUGACUAAUGCCGCUGGGGAUGUGGCAAGGACCACCAAGUUUCUCAUCGACCAUCGGUGUGAUACCAGAGAUGGAAAUAUUCACGUUUGCUGCCCGACAUCAUGAGGAUAAACUGCAUCAAAAAUAAUUCACAACGAAAGGUUAAAAAGAAUGGUGUUAGUGAUUAGGUU
Molecule: messenger RNA, 1752 nt
Organism: Penaeus monodon (black tiger shrimp)
Lineage: Eukaryota; Metazoa; Arthropoda; Malacostraca; Decapoda; Penaeidae
Product: kinase D-interacting substrate of 220 kDa-like
Exons: 17
Coding region: 173-1687 (504 amino acids)
Molecular function (GO): protein binding
Source: RefSeq, a predicted model, not a curated record